Molecule: messenger RNA, 2759 nt
Organism: Ahaetulla prasina
Lineage: Eukaryota; Metazoa; Chordata; Lepidosauria; Squamata; Colubridae
Gene: RAD17
Product: RAD17 checkpoint clamp loader component
Biological process (GO): DNA damage checkpoint signaling; mitotic DNA replication checkpoint signaling; DNA repair
Cellular component (GO): nucleus; Rad17 RFC-like complex
Molecular function (GO): DNA clamp loader activity; chromatin binding
Source: RefSeq, a predicted model, not a curated record
GGUUUUUAGUGACGGAAAUAAGUGGGCUGCUGCAGCCUGGCAAGAGCUAAAUGGUGGCCGUGCACUACAGCUGCUGGAUGGAGCCGCUUUCUUGGGGACGAGGCCGGGCUUCGUGUCUGAGCGCGGUCGGGAGAGUUAUUCCAAAAGUGCAUGGCGGCUGAAGUCUUCUUCCACCUUGGAGGUACUUUAUUUUUAAAGGCAUUUAAUCAUACAUUUUGGAUGGAAACUGCAAAUGCUGAUGAUGUCAAAAAAUCUUCAAAAAGAAAGACAGCUCCAAAUAAAGAAAUUGACUGGGUGGAACCAUCUUUUAUUGAUUUCUGUGAGACUGCAAAACUGUCAUCCAGUGUUCACCAUAAAAAAUCGCUCACAGAUACUGACAAUUAUCACAAGAGCAAAGAGCAUUUUCCUCUGCUUGAAAAUUACAAGUGUGGGAGAAAAAUAAGAAAACCGCUUUCUGUAGAUGAGAAAUAUAAACACUUCAAACAAAAUCACAGCCAAAUUGAACCAUGGGUAGAUAAAUACAAACCAAAAACUCAGAGUGAUCUGGUCAUACACAAGAAAAAAAUUGAAGAAGUUGAAAGAUGGUUAAAAGAUCACAUGUUUCAAAAUCAGCCAAGAAAGGGAGGCUCCAUCCUAGUGUUAACUGGCCCUCCAGGAUGUGGGAAAUCGGCAACUGUGGAAAUAUUAGCCAAGGACCUUGGUAUUCAGAUACAAGAAUGGAUAAAUCCUGUUUCACUAGACUUCAACAAACACGACGACUUUCAAGUUACUUUCAAUCAUGAAUCGGAUUGUAAGAUUCUUCCUUAUCAGAGCCAGACAGCUAUCUUUCAAGAAUUUCUUCUAAGAGCAAACAAAUAUAUCAAGCUUCAGAUGGUUGGAGAGUCCAUGGAAACUGACAAAAGACUUAUUCUUGUGGAAGAUAUGCCAAACCAUUUUUAUCAUGACCCGAGCAGUUUACAUGACAUUCUGAGGAGUUUUUUGCGGACAAGCAGAUGUCCUCUUGUAUUUAUAAUAUCAGACAUUUUCAGCACAGGCAGCAGCCAAAGGUCUCUAUUCCCAAAGGCAAUUCAGGAAGAGCUGUGUAUAGCAACCAUUAGUUUUAACCCAGUGGCACCAACACUGAUGAUGAAAGCCCUUAAUCGAAUAAUUACAGGGGAGAUCAGUAUGAGAAGUGAUAAAAUUGAUGUCCCUGACAAAACCUUAUUAGAACUGAUUUGCAGUGGAUGUUCAGGAGACAUUAGAAGUGCAAUAAACACACUUCAAUUUUCUUCUCUAAAAGAGAGGCCAUCAGACAAAAGCUUAUGGUCACAAAGAAAGAAAAAUUCCGUUUUAAAAUGUAAUACAUCAUCUAAAAUAAAGAAAAAAACCCUAUUCAAUAAUUUUUUAGAGGACCAAGAAAUACCAGCUAUUGGUAGCAAGGAUGUUUCCAUCUUUCUUUUCCAUGCUUUGGGGAAAAUACUUUACUGCAAAAGAGAACCAACUACAGAGAUGGACUUUCCUCGGUUACCUCAUCAUUUAUCAGAAUAUGAACGACAGCCCUUGCUUGUUCAACCUGAGGAUGUCGUAGAAAAAUCACAUAUGCCUGGGGACUUAUUUAAUGUAUACCUUCACCAGAAUUAUUUGGAGUUCUUCUCUGAUAUCGAUGAUAUUGUAAGAGCCAGUGAAUAUUUAAGUACUGCAGAUUUUCUUUGCACUAACUGGGAUGCACGAGCUACACUUCAAAAGUACAGUGCCUCUGUAGCCACAAGAGGUGUGAUGCACUCAAACCGAGCCAGAGCUUUUGCACAAUGCAAAAGAGGAAUGGGCUUUAGACCUCUUCAUAAACCACAAUGGUUCCUAAUUAAUAGAAAGUAUCGAGAAAACUGUUUUGCUGCAAAAUCCCUCUUUUCAAGUUUCUGUUUAUCACCAUUGUGUCUUCAGACUGAGCUAAUACCUUAUCUUACCAUGCUGACUAAUCCAAUGAGAAACCAAGCUCAGAUUACCUUUAUUCAGGAUGUUGGGAAAUUUCCUUUAAGAAAUCACUUUGGAAGGUUGAAACUUGAAACUCUUACCGAUAAAGAUUCUGCAAUACAAAUCCUGGACAAUGAUGAUGAAGAGUUUCCUGAGAAGCAGCCUACAAUUCUGCAUGUCCAGGGGGAGAAAAUAAAAAACAGUGAGGAAAAUGAACUGGAUGAAUUCCUUCCUAAUUCUAGUCAGUGUAAUGAAAAUGAACUACCAGCCAGUCAACCUCAGCCAGUUGCAGCACAAGCAAUAAUGGAAGCAGAUGACCUAAUUAUAGAAGAAUAUGACAGUGAAUAACAUAAAUAGCAAUUCCAAAGCUGUGAUAAUAUUUAAAUUAUAAUUUUACUUUUGUUUCAUAUUUUAUAUUCAAAUGUACAGAAAGAUAGAAAUAGCUUUAUUUCUGCAAGCUGUUAAAAUUUGUCAUUAAUAACAAUUAAUAUGGAGGAAAAUGAGUACAAUCUUUAUAUUUUUAAGCUGAAUACUGAAAAGCUUCAGUUAAAACUCAAGAUUUCACUUCUCAUCCAUACAGAAUAAUGGAAAUAAAUGAGAAGAAAUUUAUUUACUUUGAUAUUUUAUACUUGUAUUUAUCUUGCAGAUACUGAAGGCAUUGUCAACUAUUUUGUUACUGUUUCACAAGUUUAGAUAUAACUUGCGAUGAUGAAACAUUGCACAAAAUGUUUAACCUGGGCUAUGUAAUAUUUAAUAUGUAAAUAAAUCUCUGGAUGCCUUAUUAAUAAAUUGUAUCAUAGUUUCUGAAA